Molecule: messenger RNA, 3176 nt
Organism: Pichia membranifaciens NRRL Y-2026
Lineage: Eukaryota; Fungi; Ascomycota; Pichiomycetes; Pichiales; Pichiaceae
Exons: 1
Coding region: 44-3058 (1004 amino acids)
Biological process (GO): phosphatidylinositol dephosphorylation
Molecular function (GO): phosphatase activity
Source: RefSeq, a predicted model, not a curated record
CAAAAGGCGUGCCGCUUUUUGGUUGGAACGCAUACAGAGGACAAUGUCAAACCAAGUCUACUCAUCUAAGUCGUUACUGGACGCAAUUGGCUCAGAGGCGAGGAAAAGCGCCGACAGAAAAGCAAGCGAACCUACCGAAGAAAUCGAAAACGACGGUGGCUCAUUCUUGUUAGCAAACACAUUUGCCCACGUUCCGAAACCUGAGCAAGAGGGAAAUAACUCAAACGAGGUCUCUAAAGAACCAUUGAAGGAUAAUGAAACCAAAGGCAAGGAUAUCGGAAAAGAGGAUAUUGUAGGGAAAGGCAAACUAACCGGAUCCGAUGUGGAGUCUGUAACGAGUGGCAUCGUCAUGAACACAAGUGAGGAGAAAGACCGGACCAAAGAAAGUAAGACAAUUCAGUUGUUACCACUUCUCAAUCCAUCCAACCUCCUUUCCUCACACGAUCUCUUACUUAGUGCAUUUUACGAAGAGCACAAGUAUGAACUCGUGGAACAGCGGAAACUUACAAUGCGUGUAAUAACGUGGAACUUGAAUCAAAUGAAACCACCAAGUCUCAGCUCGUUAGCCGGCAAAAGCGGACGAGAAUGGGCUGCAUUUUUCUAUGCUGGAGAUGCAACAGUUAACGAAUACAACAAGGAAGGAUUGGCAGAUAUAUAUGCGAUUAAUUUCCAAGAGACAAUAUCCUUGAAAUCUUUCACGAAGUCCAACGGAGUGAUAGAUGAAUGGGUAACUUUUCUACUGGCAGUUUUGAAUGCUAUUUCUUCAGACUCCUACUCGCUUGUUCACAAAACAGGUCUUUUGGGUUUAACCUCUAUCCUCAUUGCUAAAAGCAAUCUCACAGCCGAUAAUUCCGACGAUACUGACGGCCACAUACAUGAUAUCAGAGAAAAUACAUUGGGGCUAGGAUAUUUGAGGUGGGCAAACAAAGGAUGUAUUUCUUUACGAUUUAGAGUCGGAGGCUUGAGCUUAGGAGUGGGUGAGUACAAAAGUCGGUUCAUUGCUGCUACCGAUGAUGCGUCCUAUACAUACAAGUUCAGCGAGCUGGAUGAAACUGCUGGGAAGAUUCCGGGAUUAGAGAUUCAAGUCUUAAAUGUACAUCUUGUGCAUGGAGAGGACAGCUCACAAAUUCAACAAAGGUGGGAUUCGUGGGCUAAGAUUGAGAGUAAGAUAGGAUUAGACGAUAGAACUGUCAAAUUGGCCCUGGAUUCAAGCAAAAUGGAAGUUAAAGACGCUGCACAGAAAAGAGUGGAGAUGAAAUUGCAGCAGAAAUUGCACAAGGAAAGUAAUUUGGAUGCUGAUAAUUAUGAACACCGAAUGGACAAAGAAAUGAAGGCUUUGAAUUUGAACAAUGACGCGAUAAGGACGUCAUCUGUGCCUAUUACUUUUUCAGCUACUGAACUCAAAAAGUUUGAUGGGAUCUUCAGUUCUGUAGAUAUUAAAAAUCUCAAAUAUGUUACUGAAGCCCAAAAGGCUCUCGUGGUAUGUGGAGAUACCAAUUAUAGACUUUCUCUACCUACAGAAGCCACUUCAAAUUUGCAAAAAGUCAUACACGAGCUCAUCAAAAAUGGACGGUGGAACGAUCUGAUACAACACGACCAGCUUUCGAGAGAAAUUAGUCUGAAAAAGAUUUUUGUUGGUUUCAAAGAGCCAGAAAUCCAUUUUGCACCAACUUUCAAAGUUAAAAAUGAUUGCAUCGGCAAUUGGAUAAUUACUCCUCCAUCAUCCUCUUCAUCUUCAUCUCCAGAAUUGGUUGUGAAACCUAAUACUAGUACUAGUAAGCUCAAGAGAAGACCAGUUCCAGUUCCAGCCUCCCCAUCAGGUGAUUCGGCUCCAUCUGUCGAGCCAAUUCCAUUCUAUGUUCCGCUUUACGAUACCAAAAGACUGCCGGCUUAUACUGAUCGUAUCCUUUAUGUUCCACGCCCUUAUUUUAACGUUAUAGAAGGAACAUAUACUUCCACAGGUAAUAGCGGUUCAGAUCAUUUGCCAGUGGCGUCAACCUAUGAAUUUGAAGCACCUUUGAUUGAUUACAACAAACUACAUGUUCUAAGAGGAAAAUUUACAGAAGCGUGGGAUGCAGUCAUUAAUCAAAUGAAAUUUAUAGAGGUGAACAAUAAAGUCACCAUUAACCAUUCAAUGGAAAGUAUGAAAGCUCAGUACAACUGGCAGACACUGGCACCUUGUAUUUCUGAAACGGUAUCAACUGAUGGUGGUAAUGUUGCAUUUUCCGCUAUUGUUGGUGAAACUAUAUAUAUUAUCAUCAAUAUCGAAAAUGUUGUGGAUGAGUCUUUCAAUAUCUAUGUCAAAGAGCAGACCAGCGGAGGUUGGUUCGGUACUAAGAUUGGUGUUAAUUGCCAACAAGUACAAAGUUACAACAAAACAGAAUUUCCAUUAAGAAAUUUUUCACCAUCAUGUAAUAUUGAAUCUCAUUCUAAAGGUGAAAUUAUUUUUUCUUUGGUUCCGACAAAUUCUGGUUUACUGGAAAGAAUGUUUGUCACAGAAAUUCCAGAAUACUCUCUUUGCCCUGCGUAUAGAAAAUUCAUCGCACUAACUAUUAAUGUUGAAGAUAUAUUCGGGAUAUCUUUUGAAAACAUUACACCUCAACAAUUUGAAAAUUUAACUCGAUGCUUUGACUUUGUGUGUAGCGAGCCUAUUAAAGGGCUGCUUGAACGUAUGGAAGAUCUAGGGUCAAGUGGAGAUCUUAAUUCAGCAGAUUGGGAGUUAGUGAGAGAGAUCUCACUUUGGAAGUUCUCCCCAGAAAAAUAUAAACAACAAAAUAUUGAUGGCGUUGAAGCCGUGAAAAGGAGAGAACCUGAAAAAUUUAACUUAGGUUCGAAAACUGUUAUGUCUGUCAUAUACAUUUGGCUCAAGUCUCAAAGCUCUAGUUUCAAUACUGACUCUCCUAGAGGUAAAGUCAUAUUUGGUAAAGUUAUCAAACUAGUAAAGCAUUUGAAGCUAGAUGCAGAGGAUGGAUAUUCUUGGUUUGGGUGGCUAUUUGGCAAUGAGUACGAACUAGGAGAUUAUCUAGAGCGUGACUUUGAUGUCAAGGUACAGUUAUAAUUUCGACAGACCCUCAAGUCUGUCAUGCAUAUAGAGAAAUAUUUAUAGAUUACAUGCCUCAAAAAAAGUUACUACGGUGAAACGUAUGCACCAUUGUGAAAUGAUUUCACGAAAGUGU